GGUGGCUCGGCGGUCUCUGCCUGCCCUCUCCCGCUAAUCCCAGGUGGUUGGGCUGCACGGAGGGCGGGGACGUCCGCCGAGCACGCGAGCGAACCAAGAUGCCGAUCAACAAAUCAGAGAAGCCAGAGAGCUGCGACAACGUGAAGGUGGUUGUUAGGUGCCGGCCCCUCAAUGAGAGAGAGAAGUCGAUGUGCUACAGGCAGGCUGUCAGUGUGGAUGAGAUGAGGGGCACGAUCACUGUCCAUAAGACCGAUUCCUUCAAUGAGCCGCCAAAGACAUUUACGUUUGAUACGGUUUUUGGUUCAGAGAGUAAACAGCUUGAUGUUUAUAAUUUAACGGCAAGGCCAAUUAUUGAUUCCGUUCUUGAAGGCUACAAUGGAACGAUUUUUGCAUAUGGACAAACGGGAACAGGCAAAACCUUCACCAUGGAAGGUGUUCGAGCUGUUCCUGAACUCAGAGGAAUCAUUCCAAACUCAUUCGCUCACAUAUUUGGUCAUAUUGCAAAAGCAGAAGGCGAUACAAGAUUUCUGGUUCGAGUAUCUUAUUUGGAAAUAUAUAAUGAAGAAGUUCGUGACCUUUUGGGCAAGGAUCAAACACAGAGGUUAGAGGUUAAAGAAAGACCUGAUGUGGGAGUUUAUAUUAAAGAUUUGUCAGCUUACGUGGUAAAUAAUGCCGAUGAUAUGGACAGGAUUAUGACAUUAGGCCACAAGAAUCGUUCUGUUGGUGCAACUAAUAUGAAUGAGCAUAGUUCCCGUUCCCAUGCCAUCUUUACAAUUACUAUAGAGUGCAGUGAAAAGGGCGUUGAUGGUAAUAUGCAUGUCAGGAUGGGAAAGCUUCAUCUUGUAGAUCUUGCGGGUUCAGAAAGACAAGCAAAAACUGGAGCUACUGGGCAGCGACUAAAGGAAGCCACAAAAAUCAAUCUUUCCCUGUCCACCCUCGGAAACGUCAUCUCUGCGCUAGUCGAUGGAAAGAGCACCCACGUGCCGUAUCGUAACUCUAAGUUGACUCGCCUCCUUCAAGACUCUUUAGGAGGAAACUCAAAAACCAUGAUGUGUGCAAAUAUUGGGCCAGCAGAUUACAAUUAUGAUGAAACUAUCAGUACGUUACGCUAUGCCAACCGUGCUAAAAAUAUCAAAAAUAAAGCUAGAAUUAAUGAAGAUCCAAAGGAUGCUUUACUUCGUCAAUUUCAGAAAGAAAUAGAAGAACUGAAAAAAAAACUUGAAGAAGGGGAAGAAAUAUCAGGAUCUGAUAUCAGUGGGUCAGAGGAGGAGGAGGAUGACGAGGGUGAAGUCGGAGAGGAUGGAGAGAAGAGGAAAAAAAGAAGGGGCAGUAGCAGCAGCAGUAGUGCAGACUCCACAUGCUCUGUGAUAGAGAAACCUCUGGAUAAGUUCUUGCCUCAUCAAGCAGGUAAAAAGAAGGUUUCUCCAGAUAAGAUGGUUGAAAUGCAAGCAAAAAUUGAAGAGGAGAGGAAAGCACUUGAAACAAAGCUCGACAUGGAGGAAGAAGAACGGAACAAGGCUAGAGCGGAGCUGGAGAAACGAGAAAAGGAUCUUCUUAAGGCGCAGCAAGAGCAUCAGUCUUUGCUGGAAAAGCUAUCUGCACUGGAGAAGAAGGUGAUUGUUGGUGGUGUUGAUUUGCUGGCGAAAGCCGAGGAACAAGAGAAACUUCUUGAAGAAUCUAACAUGGAGCUAGAAGAAAGGCGGAAAAGAGCAGAACAGCUCCGCAGAGAGCUUGAGGAAAAAGAGCAAGAACGCUUGGAUAUUGAAGAAAAAUAUACCAGCUUGCAAGAGGAAGCUCAGGGAAAGACCAAGAAGUUAAAGAAAGUCUGGACUAUGCUGAUGGCCGCAAAAUCUGAGAUGGCGGAUCUCCAGCAAGAACAUCAGAGGGAAAUAGAAGGUUUACUGGAGAACAUCCGACAGCUUAGUCGGGAGCUUCGACUUCAGAUGCUUAUCAUCGAUAACUUUAUACCUCAGGAUUACCAGGAAAUGAUUGAAAAUUAUGUCCAUUGGAAUGAAGACAUAGGAGAAUGGCAGCUAAAAUGUGUUGCUUAUACAGGAAAUAACAUGAGGAAACAGACCCCUGUACCUGACAAAAAGGAGAAAGAUCCCUUCGAGGUGGACCUUUCCCAUGUGUAUCUCGCCUACACAGAGGAGAGUCUGCGGCAGUCCCUGAUGAAGUUAGAAAGGCCACGGACUUCAAAGGGGAAAGGAAGGCCCAAGACCGGGAGACGAAAGCGGUCCACCAAGCCUGACGCUGUGAUCGACUCUCUACUGCAGUGAACGUGACCGCUCUUGAGUCACAGUCAAAUGACUGCUCUUCUAGCGCCUGGACAAACGAACUGAAAAUGCCUGUGUCGUUUUGAAUCACGGAAGCUGUCAAUUGUGGACUAUGACUGGAAAUCAAUUUGCCUAAUGCCUUUUAGCCUAUAUAUAUUAAGGUAAUAUAACAUGUUAACAUUGUGCAAGUAGCGAUUGUUCAAAUUGUCAUGCUUACUCUUCAGUUUGAAGUUGGGGAGCAGCUCACAUUCCCUUUGGGGAGCUGCCUUUAGAUGGAUGCGUAAGCCUGCGAGCCCUUUACCCAACUGGAGCGAGAGACCCGGACACAAACGAGGUGUGUCCCGGUUUGCACAUGUGAAUUAGCAGAUCAGACUGUCCUGUGUUGCACUGUUAUGUUUAUGUGGGCAGCACAUCUAAGAAAUGACUCUCAACCACUUAUCCCACCCUACUACUAACCUGCCCAGCCUACUGAAAUCGUCCUAAUUUUUAUACUGCCAUUCAGUGCAUUUUACGUAUGAGAUGAUUGAUCUUAGAGCUCUUCUGUAGAAAAACUUGUCAUCUGACAGUCAAUUUCCAGAAGUGUCUACAUGUUAUCAAAAAAAGAUAGAAAAACACUUCUUAUCGGAAUCUCUUCUGACCUUUUGGGGGCCACUUUUGAGUUAAAACCAGCUGGGCUGUUUAAAUUAUGAUUUCAUGUUGCCUUGAAACAUUGAAUUGUAGCUGGGGAGUCAUCGCUGCAGGAAACUUAAAGAGCUAAACACUGGUUGCUUGUGAGAUUUGCCUGCUUGUGGGGUUUUCUUGCUUGUUUGUUUAAUUCUCUUGAACUAUGCCACUUGAGCAUCUUCCUGUCUCGGUUGUAAAUGGCGAUGGGAGUUGCUGAGUAUCUUGGAAUCGAGAAAGACCUCUGUUUGUCAGAAAAUGCAACUAAAAAAGACACUUUGCUUUAUUUAUAAACAAAAAAAUC
This is a messenger RNA of Echinops telfairi (small Madagascar hedgehog), 3240 nucleotides long. It is a transcript of the gene KIF3A, whose product is annotated as kinesin family member 3A. Gene Ontology annotation, molecular function: ATP binding; microtubule binding; microtubule motor activity. NCBI's taxonomy places the organism in Eukaryota, Metazoa, Chordata, Mammalia, Afrosoricida, Tenrecidae. Gene Ontology annotation, biological process: microtubule-based movement. The transcript is spliced from 19 exons. The record is from RefSeq and is a predicted model, not a curated record. Bases 99 to 2279 code for a protein of 726 amino acids.